AGUGCUGGGGCUCCUCAGGUUUCGAUAUGCCACCCAAGGACGACAAGAAGAAGAAAGAUGCAGGAGAGUCGGCCAAGAAAGACAAAGUCCCAGUGAACAAAUCUGGGGGCAAGGCCAAAAAGAAGAAAUGGUCCAAUGGCAAAGUUCGGGACAAGCUCAAUAACCUAGUCUUGUUUGACAAAGCAACAUAUGAUAAACUCUGUAAGGAAGUUCCCAACUACAAGCUCAUAACCCCAGCUGUUGUCUCUGAGCGACUGAAGAUCCGUGGUUCCUUGGCCAGGGCAGCCCUUCAGGAGCUCCUUAGUAAAGGACUUACUAAACUAGUUUCAAAGCACAGAGCUCAAGUAAUUUACACCAGAAACACCAAAGGUGGGGAUGCCCCAGCUGUUGAAGAUGCAUGAAUAACAGGUCUCACCAGCUGUACA
This is a messenger RNA of Pteronotus mesoamericanus, 425 nucleotides long. RefSeq names its product 40S ribosomal protein S25-like. The record is from RefSeq and is a predicted model, not a curated record. Gene Ontology annotation, molecular function: structural constituent of ribosome. Gene Ontology annotation, cellular component: cytosolic small ribosomal subunit. The transcript has a single exon. Lineage: Eukaryota; Metazoa; Chordata; Mammalia; Chiroptera; Mormoopidae. Bases 27 to 401 code for a protein of 124 amino acids.